CUAAAGGCAAAGUGCAUUUAGAACUGAGAACAAGAUGCACUUCUUUACACAAAGAGGAGUGGGUGUCCAGAACAAGCUGUCCACCCAUUACUGAAGAAGGUUCCCUUGAAUCUUUCAAGAACUGACAGAUGAGAUCCAGCAAUGGGACAUCCUUGAGUGUGUGGUUUGUGCUGGGCUCAGAUGACCCAACCUUUCUCCCUUCUGCGCAUGACAGCUCAACAAAAUCUAAGAAUACUGCUGCAAAUUAUAGUCAAAUUGUACCUCGACUCCGGUCAUUAUUAUAUUUCAUUGCUGUAAAGGCCUUUACUGUAAUAGCUAAUCCAUUUUAUAACUUAACCUCCUUGUUAAGAAUCCAUAGAAAUACAUAGUAUUGCACUGGCUAGAUGAAUUACAAUCUAAUAGCCUUAAAAUGUUAAUAAAUAAAGGAACAAUUCUAAUAUUUUUUUUUCAGGGAAAUUAGAAUCCAAAGAAUCAAGGAGGCUGCUGGUCUUGGAUUCUCCAUGAAAUCCGCCGGACGUAAACACCAGCCCACACAGACACCCGGGGUCGUUAAAAGACUAGAUAAAUUGCUUCUAAUUGGCCGGAGGCGUGAGCACUUCGGCGAGUAAUUACAGAGCAGCAGGGCGUCAUGGCUGGAGUCAGAUAGCAGCCUGUUGAGCACAAUCCCCUCCGGUAAUCCCUGGUCCCACAGUUCACUGCUUCAUCGCUCAGGAAUGACCCUGCCUGUUUGUCCGAUCUUAAUGCUGGAGCAAUCUAAAAGCGCAAAGCCAGCCCUGCCUCGAACUGUGACUCCAAACGCUUCUCCUAACCCCAGGCCUGACCACUGCUUUAAUCCUGCCAAUCUCCCUCAUGGCCCAGCAUGCAUCUGAGGAAUGCAAGAGCUGUGCUGUAUCGAAUGUCACUGAAUCAGCCCACCCCAGCGCUCCAGUUCAGCUCAGAUUAUUGUCAUAGGUACGAGUGCAAUGAAAUGCUUAUUUGCAUGUGUGCUCCAAUACAAAGACAUUAAGGAAACACCCCCAAAACAUAAACACAGAACAGCAGCAGCAACAACACGUUAAAUAACAUACAUGCAAGUAAAUAACAACAAACAUCACUGUGAGCCAGUGGUGGGGGUUGGGCUCAGUAAUCUGACAGCUUGUGGGAAGAAACUGGCUCUGAGUCUGGACGUUCGUACUUAUAUGCUCCUGUAACGCUUACCAGAGGGAUGGGGGGAGAAAAAUGAGAAACCAGGGUGACUGGUGUCCUUAGCGAUACUUCCAGCCUUCCUGAGACAGUGAGUUGUGAAAAUGUCCACAACAGAGGGGAGCUGUACCCCAGUGAUGGACUGGGCUGACCUGAUCACCCCCUGUAACGCCUUCCGGUCAGACGAGCUACUGCCAAACCACACUGUGAUCCCACACGCGAGCACACCCUCAACAGCGCACCUGGAAAAUGUGUCUGCAGCAGAGGGGAGCACAGGCGGCCACAGGGGGGCGCCAGACCUGACUGUGCCCUGGCCACCUCAAACUCUCCCAGAAAACCGGGGCAGGAGGAGGCUGGGACUGGGGCCCGGUCAGAGAGCCCGCCCCCCGAGACGGCCCGGUCACCUGUUGAUUUGUGUUUUUUUGGGGGUUCCCCAGACAGAGCAGUGGGGCAAGGAUGACCAGAAGCUUCUCAAGGCCGUUGACCAGGGGGAUGUGGGGAAGAUCUCGGCCGUCCUGUCCCGCCGGUCCGUACGCCCCACCAAGCUGGACGAGCAGGGCCGAUCCUCGUUCCACCUGGCAGCAUCCCGGGGGAUUGUGGAGUGUCUGGACCUGAUGCUGGGACAAGGAGUGGACACCCAGGCCAGAGACACAGAGGGAUGCAGUGCUCUACACUUGGCAGCGAGGUACGGCCAGCCUGAAAGCGUGAAAACUCUGCUACAGCACAAUGUGCCUGUGGACCUCACUGACAACAGGGGGCGCACUGCCCUGCACCAUGCUGCAAUUUCGGGGUGUGUCUCCUCGGUCAGUCUGCUUUGUGAACAUGGAGUCCCCCUUGAGGCCAGCGACCAGGAGGGGAGCACCGCGCUGAUGCUGGCGGCCGCGCACAGGCGGCGGGCAGUGUGUGAGGAGCUGGCACGCAGAGGGGCGCGCUUGAAUGCUGCCGACGGGCGGGGCAGGACCCCACUGAUGCUGGCAGCAGGUGCAGGGUGUUUGGACACAGUGGCCGGGCUGCUGAAGUUGGGUGCUGACCCCACACCCCUAGACCAGCUGGGUAGAGAUGCUGUCCACUAUGCCAGGGAGGCUGAGAACCACGAGAUCUCUGGUCUGCUGAGUGCUCCGCACCAGGUGCCUGCAGGACCAGAAGAGGUGACAGCAAACAAUGCAGAGAACACAAGGGGAAUCCCCAGUGUCGCAGUUGAGCCGCUGCCUGGGGAGGUCGCAGAGGAGAAUGCCACAGACCGGGACUUGAGGCCCAGGCAGGAGGAGAGCAGGGAGGCCGCCCAGCUGAGACGGGAGCUGAGUCUGAGAGGGAGGCGGUGCGAGACCCUGGCCAGGGAGGUCGACGCCCUGCGAGGCAGGCUGAGGCAGCAGGCCAGGGCUCUGCAGGCCUUGCUGGAGCAGGAGGGGGAGGGAGGUGGAGAGGGAGAGGCGGAGGAGCUCCUGGAGAGGCUGGCCGCACUCCUGCGGGAGAGGAGAGGGAGCAAGGGGAGUCCGAGGAGGCCGGAGGACGUGAGGAGGGAAGUGGAAGUGAAGAGGAGGAAGAAAAGAGAGAGCGUGGAGGAGGAGCGCCUGGAGGCAGCGCAGAGGCUGGAGGAGGCCCUGGAGGGCAAGAGUAGCGCGGAGAGGCGGCUGGCCGAGAUCGAGGGCCACCUGGAGAACAUGCGGGCCGUGCUGGGGCAGUACGAAACGCGCAAGAGGAUGCAGAGCACCGUCAUCGCCGACCUGGAGGGGCAGGUCCGGGUCUGCGGGGGCGGAGGGGUGGGGUGGUGUCAGUGUGCUUUGUUUUAG
Messenger RNA from Lepisosteus oculatus (spotted gar), 2972 nucleotides. Lineage: Eukaryota; Metazoa; Chordata; Actinopteri; Semionotiformes; Lepisosteidae. The record is from RefSeq and is a predicted model, not a curated record.